GAUAAAUAAUAUUAAAAUAAUUACAAAAAUAUAAUUAAAAUUAAAUUAAACAAUGAAAAUAUCAAGAUUUAAAAAGUCUCACAAGACUUUGGUGUUUUUUGCCACCAACUUUGACUAUCGGGAGCCCUACCAGGUGUUGGUGGACGCCACAUUCUGCCAGGCAGCGCUGCUGCACAAAAUUGGCAUUGACGAGCAGAUAAGGAAGUAUUUCCAAUGCAGUGCCAAGCUGCUGACCACCCAGUGUGUGAUCCUAGAGGCGGAGGCAUUGGGCGCACCCCUGACAGGAGCCACAACGAUUGUCAAGAAGUUCCAUGUGCACAAAUGCGGGCACGAGGGCAAACCUGUGGCCGCCGCUGAUUGCAUCAAAUCAAUGACCAAAGACAAUCGCUACAUAGUCGCCUCCCAGGAUCGCCUGCUGCAGGAGAGUCUGCGCAAGAUUCCCGGACGCUGCCUGCUGUAUCUGCACAAAGCCACUCCCGUGCUGGAGGGGCCCUCGAAAGCAUCCAAAAAGUGGGUGCUAAAACAGGCCAAGGACCUCAUGCUGGGCAAGCAUGCCGCAAAGAUUGACUACAUGAAGGAAAAGCAGGGCCUAAAGCCAGUAGAAGCCACCAGCACGAGUUCAACGAAACGCAAGGGACCCAAAAAUCCCAAUCCGCUGUCCUGCAAAAAGAGCAAAAAGGAAAAGUCGAAGCCGCCGCUACAAGGCGUAGAACAAACUGUUCUGACAAAGGCGAAACGGAAACGUGUCAAGAUCCCUGCCCAUGUCAAGGCAGCUCUGGGUAAAGAUUAGGUCUUAGUAGUAGUUGUUUAUGUGAUUAAAGAAUGAUAAAAUGGUGAAGAAAUCUUCGUUCCAUAGUGCGUUUUGCAAGCAUAACCACACCCUCAAGCGAAUAUACUGGAAACUUAGUGCCUCCAACGCACUGUAGAUGCUCCAGCAAACAAACGCAAUUCCAGUUUUUAUCUUUGUGUACAUAUUUGUAUACUAUAUUUGUAUAAUUAAACGUUGUACAAUGUAUAAAAUAAAAGUUGACUGAGCACCGAGAGGGGCAACCAACGCCGCAUCUUACAAUUUACCCUCGCGUAUUUUGUUGAGCGUCUGCUCGGUCAUAAACUGGCCGAGGAUCUUGGUCAGCGUGGGAUUGCGGGCGCAGUAGGCCAGCAGAUUGACGGGGAAGAGGCCACACCAGGUGAGAUCCAUCUUGUUGGCCAGUGCAACGGCAAAGAGUUCGCCGCAGCGUUCCGCUGUCAUCCGCUUCUGAUUGGCCGUACUUUGUCCAUACUUGGCGCCCUGCUCGCCCGUGAAGGCCUCCUGCAGGAAGUCGGUGGCAAUGGGCCCCGGGGCGAAGAUAGUCACGUCCAGCUUGCGCAUCUCCAGCUUCAGGGACAGCAGAUACGCGUUCAGGGCAUGCUUGGCCGCGCAAUAGGUGGCCGAGAAGGGCACAGGACCGAAUCCGGCGAUGCUGGAAGUGGCGGCCACAUGACCACGACCCCCGUUCUGCUCGAUGAAGUAGCGCACCACCAGACGCGUGAGAUGGACCACAGAAAAGACAUCCAACUCGAAGAGCUCCCGAUCCACCUCGAUCUCGAUGUCCGUCCAGCUGGCGCGCUGCGAUCUUCCCGCAUUGUUGACCAGCACAUCCAGGCGAUCAAAGUGAUUGAGCACCGUGAAGAGAUUGGACUCGUGCCGCUGCAGCUGCAGCAUAUCCAUGGGCAGAAUGAGCACAUCCUUGGUGGCCAGCAGACCGCGUGCCGCUGCCAAACACUCCUCCUGGACCUCCUCCAGCUGCUCCACACGGCGCGCACUCAACACCAGUCGAACGCCAUGGCGGGCCAGGCUCAGCGCCAGGGAGCGGCCAAUGCCGCUCGAGGCGCCCGUUAUCCAAACCACCUGUCCGCGCAUCGACGACAGCGAGACGCCAAACUUUGACUUGAUCCACAGCGCCACAUUGCAGUCGAGCACGAUCCACAGCAGCACAUAGAUCACAUAGUAGCCCACCAGCAGGAUCAACAGGAACUCCAGGAAGGUCAUUGUACACUCUCUGAGAUUUGCUACCUUUGCACUUUGCCGUAAUACAAUCAACUGCAAAGCAAAAGUUUGCGACUCCUCUUACGGCGGCCGUCUCUCUCACAGAUAAGAGCCGGAUCAGCUGUUCCGCACUAGAAUGCCUAUGGCGGUGGGCAAAGAUUGCUCUGGUGUGGGUUGGGUGGAGAUGAUGCAGUGAUUCAGUGGGGUGGCGUGUUAAUUAUGUGAUUUGUUAUAAUAUAUUAAAUGGAAUUGUUUUCGCCGUUGGUA
This is a messenger RNA of Drosophila obscura, 2293 nucleotides long. Its product is annotated as rRNA-processing protein UTP23 homolog. The record is from RefSeq and is a predicted model, not a curated record. Gene Ontology annotation, cellular component: small-subunit processome; nucleolus. The transcript has 3 exons. NCBI's taxonomy places the organism in Eukaryota, Metazoa, Arthropoda, Insecta, Diptera, Drosophilidae. The coding region runs from base 53 to 790 and encodes 245 amino acids. Gene Ontology annotation, molecular function: small ribosomal subunit rRNA binding.